Molecule: messenger RNA, 7372 nt
Organism: Ictidomys tridecemlineatus (thirteen-lined ground squirrel)
Lineage: Eukaryota; Metazoa; Chordata; Mammalia; Rodentia; Sciuridae
Source: RefSeq, a predicted model, not a curated record
CCUGUUAAUAUGGAAACCGCCCGCGGUGGAGUCUUUUGUGCCCCUCCACAUUGCUGCCUGCUGCCUGUGAUCUGAAAGGGAGAUGAUGGAGCUAAUACUCCCCAGGACUGCGGUUGAGUGAUGAGAAUGCAGGUGCUUUAGUGAGUGCUGUGGCUAGCACAGGCUGGCCCUGCAGCAGCUCCGUGUGCUGGUGCAGUGGGCUUCCUUGGGAAGCUGAGAUUGAAGAUGCCUUUGCAGUUCGUACCUGAUCAUUUUGCUUUCACCUCUUGUGUCCAGAUGGUGGACUGUAAAAAGGUGAGGGCCGAAACUCCAUUCUGUGGAAGAAGCUAAGGUUGACACUGCUUUACUUCUUGCUUUGCUGAAGCUUCUUCCUCCUCGGUCAAGCUUCGAUAGAUCUUCUUACAACAUAUGACACACAGAAUUUCUCUUUCCUAAAAUGGAGUCGAGUAAAAAGAUGGACUCCGUGGGCCCACUGCAGACCAACCCCCCACUGAAGCUGCAGCCCGACCGCAGUGUGUCUGUGCUGGUCCCGGAGCAAGGAGGCUAUAAGGAGAAGUUUGUGAAGGCCGUGGAGGACAAGUACAAGUGUGAGAAGUGCCGCCUGGUGCUGUGCAACCCCAGGCAGACCGAGUGUGGGCACCGGUUCUGCGAAAGCUGCAUGGCCACCCUGCUGAGUUCCUCGAGUCCAAAAUGUACAGCGUGUCAAGAAAGCAUCGUUAAAGACAAGGUGUUUAAAGACAAUUGCUGCAAGAGAGAGAUCCUAGCCCUUCAGAUCUACUGUCGGAACGAGAGCAGAGGAUGUGCAGAGCAGUUAACCCUGGGUCAGCUGCUGGUGCAUCUAAAAAAUGACUGCCAGUUUGAGGAACUUCCCUGUGUCCGUGCCGACUGUAAAGAAAAAGUCUUAAGAAAAGACCUGCGCGAUCACGUGGAAAAGGCAUGUAAAUACCGUGAGGCCACAUGUAAUCACUGCAAAAGCCAAGUCCCGAUGGUCACACUGCAGAAACAUGAAGACACUGAGUGUCCCUGCGUGGUGGUCUCCUGUCCUCACAAGUGCAGUGUCCAGACUCUUCUGAGGAGCGAGUUGAGUGCACACUUGUCAGAGUGUGUCAAUGCCCCCAGCACCUGUAGCUUUAAGCGCUAUGGCUGCGUUUUUCAGGGGACAAACCAGCAGAUCAAGGCGCACGAGGCCAGCUCCGCCGUGCAGCAUGUCAACUUGCUGAAAGAGUGGAGCAACUCCCUGGAGAAGAAGGUUUCCUUGCUGCAGAAUGAAAGCGUAGAAAAAAACAAGAGCAUACAAAGUUUGCACAAUCAGAUAUGUAGCUUUGAAAUUGAAAUUGAGAGACAAAAGGAAAUGCUUCGGAAUAAUGAAUCCAAAAUACUUCAUUUACAGCGAGUGAUAGACAGCCAGGCAGAGAAACUGAAGGAGCUGGACAAGGAGAUCCGUCCCUUCCGACAGAACUGGGAGGAGGCCGACAGCAUGAAGAGCAGCGUGGAGUCCCUUCAGAAUCGUGUGACCGAGCUGGAGAGUGUGGACAAGAGUGCGGGGCAGGCAGCUCGGAACACAGCAGGCUUGCUGGAGUCCCAGCUGAGCCGGCACGACCAGAUGCUGAGCGUGCAUGACAUCCGCCUGGCUGACAUGGACCUGCGGUUCCAGGUCCUGGAGACCGCCAGCUACAAUGGCGUGCUCAUCUGGAAGAUCCGGGACUACAAGCGCCGGAAGCAGGAGGCUGUCAUGGGGAAGACCCUGUCUCUCUACAGCCAGCCCUUCUACACGGGCUAUUUUGGCUAUAAGAUGUGUGCCAGGGUCUACCUGAACGGAGAUGGGAUGGGGAAGGGGACGCACUUGUCGCUGUUUUUUGUCAUUAUGCGUGGAGAGUACGAUGCUUUGCUGCCAUGGCCAUUUAAGCAGAAAGUGACGCUCAUGUUGAUGGAUCAGGGGUCCUCUCGGCGCCAUCUAGGAGAUGCGUUCAAGCCCGAUCCCAACAGCAGCAGCUUCAAGAAGCCCACCGGAGAGAUGAAUAUUGCCUCUGGCUGCCCUGUCUUCGUGGCCCAAACUGUUCUAGAAAAUGGGACGUAUAUUAAAGAUGAUACGAUUUUUAUUAAAGUCAUAGUGGAUACUUCGGAUCUGCCUGACCCCUGAUGAGUACCUGGGGAGGUGGAUUUAGCAGAAGGUAACUCCUCUGGGGGCUUUGAACCAGUCUGUCCUCACUGAGGUCCUCGCACUCAGAAAAGGACCUGGUGGGACGCAGGAAGCAGCAGGAGGCGGACGCACGGCUGGCGGGAGGAACCACACGUGAACACACUCCAGCGUUUUCUAACAGACUAGCCACACUCCACUCUGAAGAGUUAUUUAUCCUUCAAUGAGAUAAAUAUUGCUGUCAGAGGAGGGUUUCAUUUUCAUUUUUAAAGAUCUAGUUAAGUAAGGUGGAAAACAUAUGCUAACAAAAGAAACAUUUUUCUUCCGUAAACUUGAACACCCAAAAGAGGAAACGCACGUGGGGACAGCUGGACCUGUCGGCAUGAUCAGCAAAAGGAAAAUUUAUGAAAUAAUAAUGCAGUUCUGAUAUAUUCACCCUAAAAGUCAAGAGUGCAAUCUUGUUUCAAAUAUAGUAUAUUGUCUAUUUUUAAGGCCUCAUCUGGUCUCUGUUCUAAUAAUUUGUUUGUCAGAAGACCCUGAAGUGCUAGGUCUUUUUUUUAAAGUCUCUAAAUUCUGAAAUCAUUUUUUAAUUUAAAGUUCUACAAAUAAUUGUUACUGCAAACCUUUUAUUUUAAAACGUGGAUAGACUGAUAUUUCUUGGAAGAAAAUGUAAACUAACACUGGUUAUCACUUGUGAUAGGAAAGAGAACAUUCAAUCUGUUGCUAUUUCUCGUUAGAAAUGUAAACCUUCAAUAUCUGUCGUAGUUAAUGACACUACUUCAAAAUUACUAUGAAAGGAACAUUGCUCAUGGAUGCUGUGCAUCAUUUUCAGAUUUAUAAUUGUUUUCACCCUAAAAUAGGGCAUUAGUUGAACUUUGGAGUUCUAAACAAAAUCCUGUAGGCUUUUGAGAUUCUUCCCCGGUUCAGACAAGCUCUCCAUUGCUGACAGCGCCGCCUUGUCUCCAGCGUCGCGUCGGGGGUGGGCAGGUGGCUGUGCUGCAGGAGGCCCUCGCAGGUGUCCUUCGUCUUGUCACACUGCUGCGCUCGGUGAGUGAUCUCCGAAAGCAAUGCCUUUGCUCAGAGAUGGUGGCAUACGGUACAUGUGCCUUAGAUGUGACGUGCUGCUUCUCCACCCUGGGUUGUGUCCGGCAUGGUUCUAGAACGUGAUGGUCUGACCAGACGUAUCUCUCCACCGCUAGGUCUCUGUCUACAGGCUCUCAACCCCCUGUGCUUGCCAGGGAAGCCAGGCUCAUCAGUGGCUUCCGGAACUUCCACUGCUUAGCUGUCCCAGAUUCCAGACUCCAGGCCGCAGCCUGCCCUGCCCUCCCUGAGCAGGCAGGCUGGAGCAGAAGCUGCGCCUCGCCCUGUACACCACCCCCAGGCCUGGGGCCCACAGCUCAGAGCAGAGCCCUCUGAGCUUUCCAGAGACUGCUGCUCUGGGGUCUGCCCAGGCCGACUGCCAGCGGCACCAAGCCACCACCUUGAUGGGAAGGUCGCCCGGGCUGCUUCCCCAGCCUGCCCCUGCCUGAGCAGCACUCCCAGCUCACUGUUUACCAACUGUGAUUGGAGCCUGGAGCCCCGCCCCGUGCCCCUUUGCUAUGCACCACGCUUCACGGUGCUCUUACACUGAUGGGUGCUACACGCGACGGGUGCUUCUUAGGCAGAACCAAUGUGUGCGGGCCACCACAUCUGUGCCACUCGCCCAAAAGACGCGCCCACAAUUGGCCAGCUGGGCCGCGCACUUAGACUGCCUGCCUCUGGGCUCUCCCCACGGUCGUGCAGGGACGGCUGGUUGGUGCCUGGCGCCCACCUCGUCUCUGGUGCUGCCAUCUGUCCUGGGUGUGCCUUUGCCCCAGUGCCUGCUGGAAGUGCCCUCCCGCACACCCGUCCCUGUGCUCCCAUAAGCCACCUGCUUGGUUCCAAGCGCCUGCCAUGCCCUUCCACGGCUAAGACACUGGUUCCUCCAUCUGCCACUCCUUGCUCCACUCCUGGGAUGCUCUGGGUACAUCAGUGUCCUUGGUUGGUCCCCAGGGAGGAGCCACCAUCCCUGCUCAGCAGAAGGAUUUCUUGCAGGAACUGUGGAGCCCGCUGUUCCCUCGAAGGUGUCCCUGACCUCCUCUAGGCCUGUCCACUGGGUGUGGAGGGGAGAGGAGCACCUGGCAGGCCCCACCAGCCCUCAGUGGCUUUCCCACAGCUGGGUGGCAGUGCAGGGACAUCCCUGUGGCUUCCUUCCCGUUCCCGGGAAGCAUGCGCACCACCGCAGAUCAGGGUGAGCAGCGUGGCCAUGAGAGAAGCCUCUUCCCCUUCUUAGAAACCCUGGUUUGGGUGGGACCCUGCAGGGACUCUUGGGAGCUUAUUGGUGGGAUGUGUCCCAGGUCCUUCCCUCUUCCCCCAGGCGCCUACAGAAUGUGACUGGAGUGACUGCAGGGUCCUUUAGGGUGAGGGCGAGGCAGGUCGGUCUGCUUGUGGUUUGGUGAUGCAGGAGCCCAUGCCUUUGGGCACUGGACCCGCUGUCAUACUGUCCCCGGGCACUGCUCCAUCGCACUCCUUGGUGCCCCAGUCGGUGCUGCCGCUCGGGCCAUCCUCGGGCUGUGGUCCCUGUGCCUGAGACCUAGCUGUCCAUCGGGCCCUGGCCUGCUCUCUCUGCUUCACAGGGCCCAGCCACAAGAAGCAAAGGGUGGUCCAUACACUGUGUGUGUCUGGGUGUGCUCUUCCCAUUUACCAAAAGUAACAAAACUCCCCACAGGACAGAGCCGUCCAGCCCUCUGAAGCAGCACUCUGAGUCUUUUCUGCUGUCACCUCUGUGAGGGACAUGGGUGCUCCCCAUGGUUCAGCAUGUUGCUCCCACCACUCCUGCCACAGGGGCUGCUGGGGCCGAGCUAGUUAGACACGCAUGGGCCUGGGCCCUCUGGUAGUCGGGAAUGUGAGCAGCCGGAGAGUCAGAAUGCCCAAGACGGUGCAGGGCCAGGCUGACGCUGGCUAGUGGAGGCCUUGGCAGCAAGGUGGGUGGGUCAGGGAGCUGGGGUGUGGGGGUUAGGACUAACAGACCCAGCCCUGCGUGGGCUGGACUGGCCCCAGAGAGCCGGGCUUUCCAGGGUCCGGGCUCCUAGGAAGGGCAGUGGGCCCCCACACACGUCCCGGGAGCCCUGGGUUAGGACCUGGAUGUGCUCCCAAUGCAGAAGCAGAGGUGGGCAGAGGGCUGUAGAGGGGUUCUGAGUUCUGAUCCCUGUCCCUCCUGGAGCCCCCAAGCAGACAGCAUGGAACUCUCUUUAUACUACAUCCCAACACCCCCCGCCAGCCAACAGGGGCGGUUGCUGGGGUGUCUCCUUGCCUCCCUCUGUGGCUCUGCCCAGCCCCUGUUUCUGCCUUGGCUGUUGCCCCAGGGAGCCUUGGUGGGGAGUGCUGUGGCCCCCGCUCUCUGUGCAGCCUCUACCAGGGCCUGCAGAUCCACUGCCCAUCUGGAUCCCUGCUGAUUUGGCUUCCCCUUGACCACAUGUGGCCAGCCUUGGUGAGGACAUGGACGUCAGGCACAGUCCACGGGGAAGCCAGCCACCUCCCCAGAUCACCUAAGUCACCCAGGGCUGGACCACGCAUCCUGGUAAAUGCUGCCACCUUGGGGUCGUCACUGCUGUCACCCCUUUGUUCGGCAUCCUCUGUGAAAUAGUUGCCCCGUCAGGCCCGGCAGCCCCAUAGCACUGAACAGUACCCAGCAAAGGAGAGGGUGCUGGAGGCCCACCACAGCAGUGCCCUGGGGAAGGAAGGUGGCCCACAGACCCACAGCCAGGCCACACCUCCUUUCUCCCCCAUGCCUCGAGAAGUGGGACGGGACCGUCAUAGUGUGCCCAGCCAAGACGCUUCCGGCCAGGCAGGGUGGCAGCAUGCUAUCUAGGAGCACAGACUCCCCUGGGUGCCCCUUGCCCAGUCCCACCCUCCCAGACAUCCCUCUGCUUGGGUCACUUGCUCGUUGGAAAGAGCCUGUGUGGAGGCUGAAAUGCCAUUCUUUUCUCUUGAGUCCAGAUCUUCCCUGACCAGGCUCAGAAGGUGUGCUCGGGAGUUCUCAGUGCACCUGUGCAUCUGGGUGUGUGAAACGAGGAGGGUCUGUCACCCAGGUCUAUCUCUUGGCCCAAGACCACAGCCCUGUCUUCUGUUGGCAAAUUUCAUCCGCUCUGUUUUCUCUGAAGUUGGUGUCAUGAGCCCAUGAGGGCCUGCUCAGGUGCAGUUGGUGUCAGUGAGUGACCUGGUCAGCAUUCCUGGUUUGGCGUGGCUGGUGCUGGUUGUCAGCAGGCACUGAGUCAGUGGAGAGCCAGGCCAGCAGGGACCCGGAUAGGCCAGGCCAGCAGCCCGUCCCAGAGGCCAGGAAACAGAUCAGGGGUGUCUUCCACUUGCAGAGGUGUGCCCAGACACCACUGCCGGGCAGACGGGCAAGACAGCACCCCACAUUGUGGCUGGUGGUUGUGUGGUUGAGGAGGCCCGAGUGGCCAGCAGAGCUGUGUCUCAUUUCCCCUGAGUCGAUUUCUGUCUUGUGAGCUCGUGUGAAAAAGGUUCAAGUCCAGGAGCGCUGUGCCACUCCUGUCAACAGUGGUGAGUGGUUUUAUGACUUAGCCCCCUUAGACAAGUAAGAUGACCUUCAGCAGCAAACUAAAUGACUUAAUUGGAAAAACAUAAAAUCCGGCCUUAUUUCCAAGGAUUUCCGUAAGCAGUCUCUCUAGGAGAACCUCCGCGGCGAGGGAGCGUGGAAGCCGACGGAGACCGCUGGACUGUUGGUAGGAUGCGUCAGUUCCUGGUGGUCCACCUCUUGUGUUCAGUUCUUACCCAGAAACAAAGACCAAAGAAGGCCAGUCUCUCAUUUGACUCCGUAUUUUUAAUCUGCCUGUUUUAAAACUCGCCGUCUGUAGUACGCUCACUGUGAGGACCCUCUUGACAGUCCAAGUGAUUGUGACCAGUGAUCACUCCCGUGUCCUCUGCUCUUCUAAGAAACGGUAUGAGUUAUUGCUCAGCAAUAAUCCUGUUGUUAGGAGUUAGCAACAUGUCUGGUUUCCCGAUAGCAUUAUUAUGUUCUAUAUUUUUGUUUACUGUAUAUUUUGUGUGGUUUUAUUUGGUAUUUAUUUGUGUUUUGAGGUCUUGCAAUGUUUUUGUGUUUCCGAUGCUAAUAACUAAAGUUUGUAAGACUGUAGAAUGCAAAACUUUGACAUGUUAAACUGUCUUAUUAGAGGAAAAUAAAUCUGAUUAAGAGUC